Molecule: messenger RNA, 5167 nt
Organism: Phyllostomus discolor (pale spear-nosed bat)
Lineage: Eukaryota; Metazoa; Chordata; Mammalia; Chiroptera; Phyllostomidae
Gene: C3
Product: complement C3
Exons: 41
Coding region: 131-5125 (1664 amino acids)
Biological process (GO): inflammatory response; complement activation
Cellular component (GO): extracellular region
Molecular function (GO): endopeptidase inhibitor activity; protein binding
Source: RefSeq, a predicted model, not a curated record
GAGUGUAGGAAAGGCGGGAGCCAGAUAAAAGGAGGACUCCAGAGGCCUUUGUUCACUCCUCCCUGCCUCUCCUUCUGUCCCUCUGUCCUUCUGUCCCUCAGUCCCUCUGCCCCUCCACUAUCCCUGUACCAUGGGGCCUGCCUCAGGUCCCAGCCUGCUGCUCCUGCUGCUGACCAGUCUCCCCCUGGCCCUGGGGGACCCCAUGUACUCCUUGAUUACCCCCAACGUCCUCCAGUUGGAGAACGAGGAGACUGUGGUGCUGGAGGCCCACGAUCCGCAAGGUGACGUUCAAGUAACAGUCAACAUAUACGACUUCCCAGCCAGGAAGCAGGUGCUUGUCACGGAGAGCACCGCGCUGAACGCUGCCAACAGUUACAUGACCACGGUCAACAUCAAGAUCCCGGCCAACAGGGAGUUAAGAUCACAGAAGGGGAACAAGUUUGUGAUUGUCCAGGCAGUCUUCGGUAACAUUCAGGUGGAAAAGGUGGUGCUAGUCAGCCUUCAGAGCGGGUACCUCUUUAUCCAGACAGACAAGACCAUCUACACCCCAGGCUCCACAGUCCUCUAUCGAAUCUUCACUGUUGACCACAAGCUGCUGCCCGUGAGCCGGACAGUUAUCGUCAGCAUUGAGACCCCUGAUGGCGUUCCUGUCAAGCGGGACACCUUUUCUUCUCACAACCAGUUUGGCAUCUUGUCCUUGACUUGGAAUAUCCCAGAGCUGGUCAACAUGGGACAGUGGAAGAUACUAGCCCACUAUGAAGAUUCCCCUCAGCAGGUCUUCUCCACUGAGUUUGAAGUGAAGGAAUAUGUGCUGCCCAGUUUUGAGGUCCUAGUGGAGCCUGCAGAGAAAUUCUACUACAUUGAUGACCCCAAAGGCCUGGAAGUCACCAUUACGGCCAGGUUCUUGUACGGGAAGAAUGUGGAUGGAACAGCCUUUGUCAUCUUUGGGGUCCAGGAUGGUGACCAGAGGAUUUCACUGUCCCAGUCACUCACCCGUAUUGUGAUCGCAGAUGGCACUGGGGAGGCUGUGCUGAAGCGAGAGGUCCUGCUGGGUGGGGUGCAGCCCUCCCGAAAGGACGCCCUAGUGGGAAAGUCAUUGUACGUGUCCGUCACCGUCAUCCUGAGCUCAGGCAGCGACAUGGUGGAGGCAGAGCGCAGUGGGAUCCCCAUCGUGACCUCCCCCUACCAGAUCCACUUCACCAAGACGCCUAGGUUCUUCAAACCUGCCAUGCCCUUCGACCUCAUGGUGUUUGUGACGAACCCCGAUGGCUCCCCUGCCCGCCGCAUCCCUGUGGCAACUCAGAACUCCGCCCAGGGGCAGGCUCUAACCCAGGAUGAUGGUGUGGCCAAGCUGAUCAUCAACACACAGAAGAACGCACAGCCCCUGACUAUCACCGUGCGCACAGUGAAGAAGGACCUCCCGGAGGAGCGACAGGCCACUAAUAAAAUGCAGGCCCUACCCUACAGUACCAUGGGCAACUCCAACAACUACCUGCACCUCUCUGUGCCCCGUGUGGAGCUCAAGCCAGGGGACACGCUCAAUGUCAACUUUCACCUGCGAAUGGACCCUGGCCUGGAUGCCAAGAUCAGAUACUAUACCUACCUGAUCAUGAACAAGGGGAUGCUGUUGAAGGUGGGACGCCAGGAACGAGAGGCCGGCCAGGACCUGGUAGUGCUGCCUCUGACCAUCACGCCAGACUUUAUUCCUUCCUUCCGCCUGGUGGCCUAUUACACGCUGAUUGGCAACAACGGCCAGAGGGAAGUGGUAGCCGAUUCUGUGUGGGUGGAUGUCAAGGACUCGUGUGUGGGCAAUCUGGUGGUGAAAAAUGCCCUGAAGGAUGGAAGGCAGCAGCAUCUACCUGGACAACAGAUAUCACUCAAGAUCGAGGGUAACCAGGGGGCUCGAGUAGGGCUGGUCGCAGUGGACAAGGGCGUGUUUGUGCUGAAUAAGAAGAACAGGCUGACUCAGAAUAAGAUCUGGGACACAGUGGAGAAGGCAGACAUUGGCUGCACACCGGGCAGUGGAAAGAACUUUGCGGGUGUCUUUACCGAUGCAGGGCUGGCCUUCAUGACCAACAAAGGCCUGGAGACAGAGCAGAGGUCAGAGGUACAGUGUCCCAGACCAGCCACCCGGCGCCGCCGGUCCGUGCAGCUCAUGGAGAAGAAGAUAGGCAAAGCGGGCGAGUACCAGAGCCAGGAGCUGCGCAAGUGCUGCGAGGAUGGCAUGCGGGAGAACCUCAUGAAGUACUCGUGCCAGCGCCGGGCGCGGUUCAUCCUCCAGGGCAAGGCCUGCGUGGACGCCUUCGUGAACUGCUGCAACUACAUCACCCAGCUGCGGGCCCAGCUCAAGCGGCAAGGCGCACUGGGGCUGGCCAGGAGUGACAUGGAUGAGGACAUCAUUCCAGAAGAAGACAUCAUUUCCCGAAGCCAGUUCCCUGAGAGCUGGCUGUGGACCGUUGAGGAAUUAAAGGAGCCGGAGAAAAAUGGGGUCUCCACGAAGAUCAUGAAGGUGUUUUUAAAAGACUCCAUCACCACCUGGGAGAUUCAGGCUGUGAGCUUGUCUGACAAGAAAGGGAUCUGUGUGGCUGACCCCUAUGAGGUGACAGUGGCACAAGAUUUCUUCAUCGACCUGCGGCUGCCCUACUCUGUCGUGCGGAACGAGCAGGUGGAGAUCCGAGCUGUUCUCUACAACUACCGGGAGGCGGAGACACUCAAGGUGAGAGUAGAACUACUCUACAAUCCAGCCUUCUGCAGCAUGGCCACUGCCAAGAAGCGUCACCUGCAGACUCUGAACAUCCUUCCCAAGUCCUCACUGGCUGUGCCUUACAUCAUUGUGCCCCUGAAGAUUGGCCUGCAGGAGGUGGAGGUCAAGGCGACUGUCUAUGGGUUGUUCAUCAGUGACGGUGUCAAGAAGACCCUGAAGGUCGUGCCGGAAGGAAUCAGAGUGAACAAAACUGUGACCGUUCGCACACUGGAACCAACAAAAUUCGGUCAGAACGGUGUACAGCGUGAGGAGAUCCCGGCUGCAGACCUCAGCGACCAAGUCCCAGACACAGAGUCAGAAACCAGUAUUCUCCUGCAGGGGACCCCAGUGGCCCAGAUGGCAGAAGAUGCCAUUGAUGGGGACCGGCUGAAGCACCUCAUCGUGACGCCCUCGGGCUGCGGAGAGCAGAACAUGAUCGGGGUGACGCCCACGGUCAUCGCCGUGCACUACCUGGACCACACCCAGCAGUGGGACAAGUUCGGCCUUCAGAAGCGGCAGGAUGCCCUGGACCUUAUCAAGAAGGGCUACACCCAGCAGCUGGCCUUCAGACAACCCAACAGUGCCUUUGCGGCCUUCCUGGACCGGCCAUCCAGCACCUGGUUGACAGCCUAUGUGGUCAAGGUCUUCUCCCUGGCAGCCAACCUCGUUGCCAUCGACUCUGAAGUCCUCUGUGGGGCUGUCAAGUGGCUGAUCCUGGAGAAGCAGAGGCCUGACGGAGUCUUUCAGGAGGAUGGGCCCGUGAUACACCAGGAAAUGAUUGGUGGCUUCAGGAACGCUCAGGAGAAAGAUGUGUCCCUCACGGCCUUCGUUCUCAUCGCGCUGCAGGAGGCUAAAGAAAUUUGUGAGGGACAGGUCAACAGUCUGGGGGGCAGCAUCAAUAAGGCUGGAGACUUCCUUGAAGCCCAGUAUGAGAGAUUGCAGAGACCAUAUACUGUGGCCAUUGCUGGCUAUGCCCUGGCCCUGUUGGGCAAGCUGGAAGGCUCCUCCUUGAACAAAUUUCUGGAAACGGCCACAGAAGGGAACCGCUGGGAGGAGCCUGGCCAGAAGCUCUACAAUGUGGAGGCCACAUCCUAUGCCUUGCUGGCCCUGCUGCUGCUCAAAGACUUUGACGCUGUGCCUCCUGUUGUACGCUGGCUCAAUGAGCAGAGAUACUAUGGAGGUGGCUAUGGCUCCACCCAGGCCACUUUCAUGGUGUUCCAAGCCCUGGCCCAAUACCACAAGGAUGUCCCUGACCACAAUGAACUGAAUCUGGAUGUGAGCAUUGAUCUCCCCAGCCGCAGCUCUGGUAUCAAGCACCGCAUCACCUGGGACUCCGCUAGCCUUCUGCGGUCAGAACAGACCAAAGAAAAUGAGAAAUUCACACUAACAGCUAAAGGGAAAGGCCAAGGCACUUUGUCGGUGGUGACAACAUACCAUGCCAAGGUCAAAGGCAAAGUCACCUGCAAGAAAUUUGACCUCAGGGUUAACCUACGACCAGUCCCUGAAACAGUCAAGAAGCCUCAGGAUGCCAAGAGCUCCAUGUUCCUUGAAAUCUGUGUCAGGUACCUGGGAAACACUGAUGCCACUAUGUCCAUCCUGGAUAUAUCCAUGAUGACUGGCUUUUCUCCUGACGUUGCUGACCUCAAGCAGCUGAGCACUGGCACCGACAGAUACAUCUCCAAGUAUGAGAUGGACAAGGCCUUCUCCAACAAAAACACCCUCAUCAUCUACCUGGACAAGAUCUCGCAUGACCUGGAGGACUGUAUAUCCUUCAAAAUUCACCAGUUCUUUAAUGUGGGGCUUAUCCAGCCUGGGACAGUCAAGGUGUACUCCUAUUACAACCUGGAUGAGACUUGCUCCCAGUUCUACCACCCGGAGAAGGAAGGCGGAAUGCUGAGCAAACUCUGCCACAAUGAAAUGUGCCGCUGUGCUGAGGAGAACUGCUUCAUGUACCAGGCAGAGGAAAAGGUCACCCCUGAAGACCGGCUGGACAAGGCCUGCGAGCCAGGAGUGGACUAUGUGUACAAGACCACACUGCAGAGUAAAGAGCUGGCGGAUGAUUUUGACGAGUACAUAAUGGUCAUUGACCAGGUCAUCAAAUCAGGCACUGAUGAGGUGCAGGAUGGACAGGAGCGCAGGUUCAUCAGUCACAUCAAAUGCAGAGAAGCCCUGAAGUUGCAGGAGGGAAAACAUUACCUCAUAUGGGGCCUCUCCUCGGACCUGUGGGGAGAGAAACCCAACAUCAGCUACAUCAUUGGGAAGGACACCUGGGUGGAGCUGUGGCCCGAUGCCGAUGAAUGCCAAGAUGAGGAGAACCAGAAAGUGUGCAGGGACCUGGCCAGCUUCAGAGAGAACAUGGUCGUCUUUGGCUGUCCCAACUGAUCCCUGUCAUGGUCCCCCCAAUAAACUUUCACUUGUAUUCCA